This is a messenger RNA of Aspergillus luchuensis, 534 nucleotides long. RefSeq names its product mago nashi family protein (gene MAGO2). The transcript has 6 exons. Gene Ontology annotation, cellular component: exon-exon junction complex; nucleus. The record is from RefSeq and is a predicted model, not a curated record. NCBI's taxonomy places the organism in Eukaryota, Fungi, Ascomycota, Eurotiomycetes, Eurotiales, Aspergillaceae. Bases 1 to 534 code for a protein of 177 amino acids. Gene Ontology annotation, biological process: RNA splicing.
AUGUCAACCCAAAACGAACCAUUUUACCUCCGUUACUACUCAGGUCACUCUGGGCGGUUCGGACAUGAGUUUCUAGAGUUCGACUUCCGUACCCUUGGCGAUGGCCGCAGUGCUGCCGUGCGAUAUGCGAACAACUCCAACUACCGCAAUGAUUCUCUGAUUCGGAAAGAAAUGUGCGUGAGCGCGUCGAUGAUUCAGGAGGUGAAGCGCAUUAUCAAAGAAAGUGAGAUCAUGAAGGAGGAUGACUCCAAAUGGCCCCAGAAGAACAAGGAUGGACGUCAGGAACUUGAGAUUCGGCUUGGGAAUGAGCAUAUCUCCUUUGAGACUGCGAAAAUCGGCUCAUUGGUGGAUGUGACUGAAUCUGCGGACCCGGAAGGCCUGCGAGUGUUCUACUAUCUCGUCCAGGACCUGAAGGCCCUCAUCUUCUCGCUUAUUUCGCUCCAUUUCAAGGUAAAUACGGCUUCCGCUGUUUCUAUUUCCUUUGAGAGUAUCGAGUCUAAUUCGGUUAAUAGAUCAAACCUAUCUAAAUGGUGA